AUGGAAGAUUAUACCAAAAUAGAGAAAACUGGAGAAAGUACCUAUGGAGUUGUGUAUAAGGGUAGACACAUAACUACAGGUCAAGUGGUAGCCAUGAAAAAAAUCCGACUAGAGGAAGAGGUUCCUAGUACUGCAAUUUGGGAAAUUUCUCUAUUAAAACAACUUCGUCAUCCAAAUAUAGUCAGUCUUCAGGAUGUGCUUAUGGAGGAUUCCAGGUUAUAUCUCACCUUCGAAUUUCUUUCCACGGAUCUGAAGAAAUACUUGGAUUCUACUCCUCCUGGUCAACACAUGGAUUCUUCACUUGUUAAGAGUUAUUUGUACCAAAUCCUACAGGAGAUUGUGUUUUUUCACUCUAGAAGAGUUCUUCACAGAGACUUAAAACCUCUAAAUCUCUGGACUGAUGACAAAGGAACAAUUCAACCCACUGAUUUUGGCCUUGCCAGAACUUUUGGAAUACCUAUUAGAGUAUAUACACAUGAGGUAGUAACACUCUGGUAUAGAUUGCCAGAAGUAUUGCUGGGGUCACCUAGUUACUUGACUCCAGUGAUUGGAGUAUAG
This is a messenger RNA of Saimiri boliviensis boliviensis (Bolivian squirrel monkey), 558 nucleotides long. Lineage: Eukaryota; Metazoa; Chordata; Mammalia; Primates; Cebidae. The record is from RefSeq and is a predicted model, not a curated record.